AUAGCCCGUUCAAAUGCAAUGAAUAUAAUUAUUUUGAUAUCCCAGUUCAUUCUUUCUUUGUCUUUCCAUCUCUAUAUUAUGGAGCAUAUGCUAACUUGUUUAAAACUCUAUUACAAUUCCUAAGUACCAAGCAUGAGAGAGGAAAACAUAAUGUGAUUUAUUUAACGUCAAUUUAUUCUUCCUUUCCCUUCCCAUCACAACAAAGAGCAUAUGCCAAUGCAGAGCAGGAUAAUCUGUGGGACUUGCUGACACAAGCUGCUCAUCAGGACUUCACACUUACCAAGUACAUCACCGUCAAGAUUGCCAUGGAAACAUGGACACUACAGAUGGGCUAUCCUGUGAUCAAAGUCAUCAGAAGUGCCGAUGGAACGUCGGCCACAGUCACACAGGAGCGGUUCCUGUUGAGGAAAGACGCCAAGUCCACUGACGCUCAAGUCUACAGGUGGUGGGUGCCACUCUCCUACACCACACAGGCCACUGCUGACUUCAGCAAGACAGCACCCUCCAGGUGGCUCUCAAAGACUGACUCUAAGAUCACGAUCCGGUCCCUCCCAGAUAGCAGGCAGUGGGUGAUAUUCAAUGUACAGGAGACUGGCUACUACAGAGUCAACUACGACGACAACAACUGGGAGCUGCUGAUCAAGCAGCUCAAAGCCGAUCACACCAAGAUCCACGUCAACAACCGCGCGCAGCUCAUAGAUGACGCACUCAACUUGGCACGAGCGGGUCAGUUAUCAUAUUCCUUGUCAAUGAACCUGAUUGCAUACCUAAAGAAGGAAACCUCAUACGUACCAUGGGCUACUGCUCUGGACAACUUGGCGUACAUUCAUAAACUUUUCUCCCAUAAUGGAGCUUAUGGAGCUCUGAAGGUGAAUGGAGCACUAUUUCACUGCAUUAUUUGAAAAUCAGAUUCGAAGUCAAACACGAAUAAUUCAUGAGUUCAGAAUUCACAUCAUACACCAUCUCAGCAUGGUCACAGCAAACAUUC
This is a messenger RNA of Scylla paramamosain (green mud crab), 988 nucleotides long. Its product is annotated as aminopeptidase N-like. The record is from RefSeq and is a predicted model, not a curated record. Gene Ontology annotation, biological process: proteolysis; peptide catabolic process. The transcript is spliced from 3 exons. Gene Ontology annotation, molecular function: zinc ion binding; peptide binding; metalloaminopeptidase activity. Bases 306 to 902 code for a protein of 198 amino acids. Gene Ontology annotation, cellular component: cytoplasm. NCBI's taxonomy places the organism in Eukaryota, Metazoa, Arthropoda, Malacostraca, Decapoda, Portunidae.